AUGCCGUUCAUAAGUGAAAAGCUUGAAGAUCGUAGCACGAUGGACAACCAAAAUGGCGCGUUUUAUGCUUCUCCAUUGGCCAUAGAAUCACUCCCAAAUGAUUUAUUGAUUGAAGUUUUGGCAAAAGUUGCCGCUUUUUCAUUCACGCAUUUAGUCCAAGCCAAAUUAGCCACCAAGGAUUUUCUCGAAGCAUCAAGUCAUGGCUACAUAUUCCAGCACGCGUCCCUUGGAAACUUCCAGAAGCUUCUAUGGAACAACAGCAUAGAGUUUUGGUCGUUCAUGGAAAAAUGCAACAACAACGAGAACCCAGAGACUCUAUACCGAAAGGGGAUGCUAGAAUUCUUCACCCAUUGUAGAGAAGCUUUUGGAAUGACAUAUUUAAAACUUUCUGCCCAAAAAGGCUACCCGAAAGCUUGUUAUGUAUACGGCAUCAUUUUGUAG
Cucurbita moschata (crookneck pumpkin) is the source of this 441-nucleotide messenger RNA. Its product is annotated as putative F-box protein At1g67623. The record is from RefSeq and is a predicted model, not a curated record. Bases 1 to 441 code for a protein of 146 amino acids. The transcript is spliced from 2 exons. Lineage: Eukaryota; Viridiplantae; Streptophyta; Magnoliopsida; Cucurbitales; Cucurbitaceae.